This is a messenger RNA of Fraxinus pennsylvanica, 795 nucleotides long. Lineage: Eukaryota; Viridiplantae; Streptophyta; Magnoliopsida; Lamiales; Oleaceae. The record is from the annotation of a GenBank genome assembly.
AUGGAUUCCCCAGAGAUUCGUGAGGAAGAGCUGGACAAGAUGAAUAAAAAUAGUCUCGGUUACACAGUUUUCCGUUCCUGUUUUGCCCUUGCCUUUUCUAUUUUAACCUUAUUUUUGCUAUUCUUUUGCUUACUUUAUUUGGCUGUAUUGAUCGGGAAUUUGUCUAUAUGGAAUCCCGUUUCUGUGGCUUCCCGGUGCAAAAUUGUAUCCAGCAGUGUGGAUCUUAGGUCAUCUAAGGUCUGUGAAUUGGGAUUGUUAAAUUAUAAAGCCAAGCAUGUGUUCCACCCACGUGAGAGAAAGAAAUAUCGUUGUCAUUAUGACUACUACUGGGCUUCUAUAUUUGAGGUUGAAUAUAGUGAUCAUUCAGGUCAGGCAAGACUUGCAUUGGCUGAAGCUCCAAAGGAAGCUCUCCCCUCUUACUGUAGACCCAAUUUCGGUGCUGCUUGGCUAACCAAAAAUAAAUUCAAGGUGAAUGAAACAUAUGGAUGCUGGUAUACGUUGGGCAUGUCUAAGGUGCACAUAGACCAGGAUGGUUUAUUUAAUUGCCAUGCAAAAGAUCCAUCAACCAUUGAAAUGCUUAGAAGAUAUUCUAUUCUAUUCACGAGGAUAUUGAAGUCAUGGCUUGCUGGUGAGGGAUCCAUAAGGAUAUGGAGAUGGGAUAUAAUAGCCGGACUUCUUACUGUUCAACGCUUUGGGCUAUUGCCAGCUCGUGAGAGCUUGAUUUCCCUCGAGCUCGUGGGCUUUGCGACUCCAAGAGUGUUGUUCUGGGUUUUAUCCUGGAGUUAUGCUACAUGA